Molecule: messenger RNA, 9223 nt
Organism: Cynoglossus semilaevis (tongue sole)
Lineage: Eukaryota; Metazoa; Chordata; Actinopteri; Pleuronectiformes; Cynoglossidae
Gene: plch1
Product: phospholipase C, eta 1
Exons: 23
Coding region: 1888-7524 (1878 amino acids)
Biological process (GO): phosphatidylinositol-mediated signaling; phosphatidylinositol metabolic process; release of sequestered calcium ion into cytosol
Cellular component (GO): cytoplasm
Molecular function (GO): calcium ion binding; phosphatidylinositol-4,5-bisphosphate phospholipase C activity
Source: RefSeq, a predicted model, not a curated record
GUCCAAAAGCGAGAGACUGGGAUGUACAUUUCGAAUUGUUCAAAUCACUAGGUUUAAAAUGUGUGAUCUUGUGACUUUACUGAGAGACCUUUGUUCUCAUUUACCUCAAUCUGACCACAGGAGGCAGCAGUGGACCAACAGAUGCUGUGUUCCUGUGAGCUAAAAUCACUGAUUUUCUCUGUGGACUUUGGUCUGAACUAAAAUCACAGAGGUUUGCUGUGGUAGACUGAGAUGUUGACAAAAAGCAUUCAGAGAGAGGUUCACAAGUACAAAGAAAGAUGGACACACACACAUACACACACACACACAAAGUUUUGAUUGACAGUCUGCUCCCACAGACAGCACUAAUCGAUUUUUCAACCUCUCACAUUGUCCAUAAUUAUCUCUGAAAAACAAUGAACAGAACUGACUGUGGUGAAGUCAUGAGUCUGGUCAUGAACUCAUGAUGUGGCUCACAGGAUUGAAAGGUCAGAGGUCAAAGUUGAUCAACUGAAUAUAAAAAAUCAGUUGAAUUUUCUUUCAGUGGCUAGAGAGAAAAAUCUAACAGCUGCGACAGAAGUUGAGUUCAGAUCUGAGAUUCAAACAUCUGCCGCUGCGAGGUAAAAAAAAAGAAGUCCCUCGGUCUCUGCUCUCUCUCUCACUCACUUACUCUGUCUCACUCAGCAGACAAAUCAGCUUAUCCUUCUGUGACAAAGAGUUCAUGCCGUCAAGAGAGACAGAGAGAGAGACAGAGAGAGCAAUAUUCAGGGUGAGAGGGGAGGGAGAGGGGGGGAGGGGAGUCCACAUGACCUGGAGAUUUUUUACACACACACUUUGUUCUCAUGUAAAAUGAGGACAAACAUGGAGUCAAGGGUUAAAAGCCUCAGAAAGAGAGAGAGACAGAGAGAGAGGAGGGGAUAAGUGGGGAGGGCAAAAGAGGAAGAAGGAAAAUCUAAUGAUAGAGGAGAGAAAAGAAUGGGACAGAAGAGAGAGAGAAAAAAUAAUAAGGGGAGCAGAGAUGAAAGUAAAAGAAUAAAGGGGAAAGAGAAAACGGGGAGUAGAGAGAGAAUGUGUGAUGAAGGGGGAGAAAGAUUGUCAGAAAUAGAGAAGAGAGAGGGGAAUAGAAUGAAUGUGUGGGAGAGUAAGGAGUGAGGGGGAAGGAUGGGAAUAAAUGGGGGCUAAGUGUAAGAAACUAAGAGACAAAAUAGGGAGGAAAUGAGGGAGAGGGGGUGAGAAAGAUUAGGGAGACAGGUGAGUAAAAUGGUACAGAGAGAAGAAAAAGAAGAGAGAUGGACUGAGACGAGGAGGUGAGGAAGAAAAGGAGAAAAUAGAAGGAUGGGAGCAUGGAAAAAUGGAGAGACAGAAACAGAGGGAGGCAAGGGUGAUGUAGUGAGAGAGAGAACAGACAGGAAAAUGAAAUAGGAGAUGGGGAAGGAAGAGAGACUAUUACUGUGAAUGUAAAAGAAGAGGGGGAGUGGGAGGAACAGGGAGAGGGGGUGAGAACAGAGCAAGGGGGAGAGAGGGAAUGGGAAAAAGAGAGGGAGAGAAAUUCUCUGCUAUGGUGAAUGAGAGACACUGAGGUAAAAAGCGAAAGAGAGAGAGAAAUCAGACUCAGUGCUGCUGCUGCUGCUGCUGCUGCUAUAAGGCAGUCUGGAUUCAUGUGAUGAUCAGGGGGAAGCUUCAGCUCGGAGCAGAUGAAGUGAGUGGAUUAUCAGCAGGAGGACGUUGGUCCUCUUCAGGCUGAAGAAACAGAAUGGUGUGUGUUUCUCACACGCUGCAGAGAUGUUAAAUCUGCUGGACCGCAGGAGAUAAAAGGACAAAAACAAGAAAAACAGGGAGAUCAACUAAACAGAGCAGAAUGUCUGAGGUGACAACUGAUGGAGGGACAGAGUGACACCAAGACUUCUGAUGGCACAACUGGAAGUUUGUAGAAACCUCAGCCUGGAGAAGGUGGAGCGAUGCAUGAGUGUGAUGCAGUCAGGCACACAGAUGGUGAAGCUGAAGGCAGGAUCGAAAGGUCUGGUCAGACUCUUCUACCUGGACGAGCAUCGUUCCUGCAUCCGCUGGAAGCCGUCACGCAAGAGUGAAAAGGCCAAAAUCACCAUCGACUCUCUGUAUAAAGUGACGGAGGGCGGUCAGUCGGACAUUUUCCAUCGUCACGGUGACAGCAGUCUAGAUCCGUCCUGCUGCUUCUCCCUCUACCAUGGGAACCACAUGGAGUCCCUGGACUUGGUCACCACCAACGCUGAGGAGGCCAGAACCUGGAUCACAGGUCUGCAGUACCUGAUGGCCGGCAUCAGUGACGAGGACUCGCUGGCCAAACGACAGCGAACCCACAACCAGUGGAUGAAGCAGACGUUCGAGGAGGCUGACAAAAACGGAGACGGCCUCCUGAACAUCGAGGAGAUCUACCAACUUCUACACAAGCUCAAUGUCAACCUUCCACGCAGGAAAGUCCGUCAGAUGUUCCAGGAAGCAGACACAGAUGACCAGCAGGGUACGCUAACAUACGAAGAAUUCUCCGUCUUUUACAAGAUGAUGUCUCUACGUCGAGACCUCUUCCUACUGAUGAUGUCGUACAGUGACAGGAAGGAUCACCUGACGGCUGACGAGCUGGCUAACUUCCUGGGUAACGAGCAGAAGAUGACCAACGUGACUCCAGAGUAUGUUUUAGAAAUCAUCGACAAGUUUGAGGAGUCUGAGGAGAACAAGCAGAGAGGAGUUUUAGGAAUUGAAGGUUUCACUAGUUUCAUGCGCAGUCCCACCUGUGACAUUUUCAACCCUCUGCACCAUGAGGUUAACCAGGACAUGGACCAGCCUCUGUCCAACUACUUCAUCGCCUCGUCUCACAACACCUACCUGACUGGAGACCAGCUGUUGUCGCACUCCAAGACCGACAUGUACGCCUGGGUGCUGCAGUCUGGCUGCCGAUGUGUCGAGGUGGACUGCUGGGAUGGUCCUGAUGGAGAACCUGUGGUCCAACAUGGAUAUACCCUGACCUCCAAGAUCCCGUUCAAGUCUGUCAUUGAGACCAUCAACAAGUAUGCCUUCAUCAACAACCAGUUCCCGGUGAUUCUGUCCAUUGAGAACCACUGCAGCAUCCAGCAGCAGAAGAAAAUCGCUCAGUACCUCAAAGAAAUCUUCGCUGACAAACUAGACGUAGGAGAGAUCCUGAGCAGAGACGCCAGGACUUUACCCAGUCCUCAAGCCCUGCAGGGGAAGAUCCUCAUCAAAGGAAAACGACUUCCUUCCUAUCUGUCCGCCGACGCAGAGGAAGGGGAAGUGUCUGACGAUGACAGUGCUGAUGAAAUCGAGGAUGACUUCAAGCUGAAGAGCAGUAAUGGACAUGGCCACCACCAGGUGGAGUCUCACAUUAGAAAGAAACUGGAUUCUCUGCUCAAAGAGUCUCUGAUUGGAGACAAAGAGGAUUCAGACAGUUUUAGUAUCCGGGCUCUGCUGAGAGCCACGCACCAGGGCCUACAGAAGAACCUACGACAGAGCUCCAGAGGAGUUCUGAAGAAGUCUCAGAGCAGAUCCUUCAUCACGUCACUCAAACAGAAGAGACAUUCCAAAUCCAGGUUGACAUGUCACAGUGUGGAUAAGGAGGAGGAGGAGGUUCAGGAGAAGUCCUGGUCAGAGUCUGGAGGCCAGGUCAACAGGUGUGGGAGGAAGAGGAAGACGAUGAAGCUGAGCAGAGAUCUGUCAAACCUGGUGGUGUUCACCAACUCAGUGGUGUCUCAGGAGUGUCUGGACGAAGGAACUCCAGGAGACGUUCUGUCCUUUAGUGAGACCAGAGCUCAGUCUCUGGUCCAUCACAAAACCGAACGGUUCCUGGUUUUUAACCAGAGGCAGUUGUCGCGCAUCUAUCCGUCGGCCUAUCGCAUCGACUCCUCGAAUUUCAACCCUCAGUUUUACUGGAACGUCGGCUGUCAGCUGGUUGCCCUGAACUACCAGACAGAGGGCAGGAUGAUGCAGCUCAACAGAGCCAAGUUCAUGGUGAAUGGAGGCAGUGGUUACGUCCUCAAACCUGCGCCCAUGUGCAAAGGCUCCUUCAACCCCUUCAGUGACGACCCACUCCCUGCUAACCCUAAGAAACAGCUCGUUCUGAAGAUCAUUAGUGGACAGCAGUUGCCUAAGCCUCCAGACUCCAUGCUGGGAGACAGAGGAGAGAUCAUUGAUCCUUUUGUGGAGGUGGAGAUCAUUGGACUUCCUGUGGACUGCUGCAAAGAACAGACACGAGUAGUCGAUGACAAUGGCUUUAACCCAGUCUGGGAGGAGACCCUGUCCUUCACUCUCCACAUGGCUGAGGUGGCUCUGGUCCGUUUCCUGGUCUGGGAUCAUGACCCUAUCGGACGGGAUUUUAUUGGUCAGCGGACCGUUGCCUUCAGCAGCCUGAUGCCCGGUUACAGGCAUGUGUACUUAGAGGGUCUGACCGAAGCCUCCAUCUUUGUCCACGUGUCUGUGCACGAUGUCUAUGGAAAGUGGAGCCCUCUAGUGUUGAAUCCCAGCUUCACCAUUAUGCACCUUUUAGGCUCUAAUAAGGGCCAACAGCUGCGAGGGAUCCGAGGUCUGUUCAACCGAUCUUCUAAGGCCUCCUCAGACACCAACUCCACUGCACUCCGCAAGCGUUCCAUCAGCGAUCACCUGCUGAGACGCACAGCCAGCGCUCCGGCUAAAGGACGCAAGAAGAAGUCCAAGAUGGUGCUGUCAGAGUCAGAGGCUUGCAUCUCGGAUAAGAGGAGUGAAGGAGAAGCAGGUGGUGGUGGAGGAGCAGAAGGAACUUCAGGACAAGACGUAUGUGUGGAGAAACGUCUGCAACCCAGACCUCCCCUCAUCCACAGACCCAUGUCCAUGCCUUUGGAGAGACUCCUCCAGGGACAGUUGUCUAUCUGCUCCCAGGACAAAGAGCAGCUGGACGUCAGUGAAGACACCGUCCUGGGACUUGGUCCUCUCAACAGGCUCAGGUCUUCCUCCGUAGACUUUUUCAUCUCAUCCCCAUUUCCUGCGGAUCCAAGAGUCUCUUCUCCGUCUCAUGAACAAAGAAUUCCAGACGUGGACCAAUCAGACGAGACCUCCUAUCUGGUUAUCGGUAGAGGAAGAGGGGAAGUAGGAACAGAGGACGACUAUAUCAACUACCGCUCAGAGAACAAGGAGUCAAAGACGACUCAGAUCUCCACAGGAUUAGAGAAGAACCGUUCCACAAACAAGGGAGUUCCAGAAAAACCUGAAACUUUAUCAAACAACACGGCCUUCACAGCUGCACCUUCAGUCUCCUCCUCCUCCUCCUCUUCUUCUUCUGCAGCACCUCUUUCUCCUGUGAGCCUGGACUAUGACCUGAGGAGUCCUGGCUCUCUGCAGGACAGCACCAUAUCCAGACUCAUCGAAGCCGUCUCCUCAGACAAUGAUCAGGACACCUGUGGGUCUAUCUCUGCUCUGAUUGGUCAGUUGGAAACCACUGGUGAACAGAAAGACUUUUCGGUUAUAUCUUGUAAUCAAACUCCCCCUGCUCACUCCAACCUCAGACCUGCCACUCCCAAAUCUCUGCAGAUUUCAAGGUCACCUUUUAAGAUCAACUCUAAUCACUUGACCUCUGUCCCUCGACUGAACAUGGACCACAUGAAUCUAGGUGUUACUCCAAAUUAUUCCAGAUUAUUUCAGAGUUCUCAAACAGACACACCCACUCCAGCCCUACUGUCCAGUCCAGAAACAGCUGAGCUGGAGGAGGUCUACACCAUCCUGGAUGAGGAGGUGCUUUCACCAGCGUCAGUUUUUUACCUGAGGAACCAGGUGAUAAAAAAUCCCACUGAUAGUGUGGACCUCAUGUCUGUGAACAGUCCCAAGACCUCGGCUAUGAAAACUGUCCAAGUUGGAGAGAAGGAUCAAAACAAUCAUAUAGUCACAAACACAUCAAGGGGUGAAGAUAUGGAGGAGGCAGAGGAGCGAGUUUACGAGGAGGUGAAGGAUCUGUUGUCACCUGAGCCAGAAUGGAACACAGCUAACAGGUUUAUGAGCAACGCAACUAACCACAACCUUAGACUGCACCAGGAUGGGGCAAGAACUGAUUUUAGAGAAGUUGAGAUUAACGUUGAUGAGGAUCCCCUGGACACAAUUAUGACCUCACAGAGACAUGGUAGUCAACGGGAGGGACUGCUCAGUCCAACCAAAAGGCAUGCCAUUUAUCAAAACCACGAGCCGGCUCAAAACUACCCACAACUAAACCACCAGUUCUCUAACCACCAUCACCAGCCACUGCAGCCUGCACAUGCUCCUCCUCCUUCCAACCACAUGUCUGACCACCAGCACAGCUUCCCUUCUUCAUUCUUUACCAGACCUGCCAACUCCACCUUGUCCAAUCCUAAUCCACAUGCCCAGAAGAUCCACUCACAUCCUCCCAACAACAGCAGAGAUGUCAGGAGUUCCUUUAAACAACAGCGGUGUCUCAGCAGCAGCCAGAUUCUUGACUGGUCUCAGAAAAACAGACCUGGAUGCGACCAACCAGAGCUGCUCCAGGGUUUUCACGGUGGUUGGUCUUCCUCUGAGAGUCUAAGUUGUCAAUCUUCAAACACAUUCAAAAACAAAGCUCAGUGGAAGCCCACUUCAGACAGUAGUGGCUGGUACACACAAGGGGAGCGUGACUUCAUGACACCCUCUCCAGGGCCCUCAGCUCCUCCAAACACCCAGGCACAAACUCAAACCCAGUCAAAUAAACCCAAACAAACAUGGAACCAUAAUGGCCUGGUCAAAACUUCCCCGCGGCCGCAGUCUCAGCUUGAAACCAGGAGACCUUUAGCAUCUCGUUCCCACUCAGCUUCUGAGGACUCCCCAAGUCCGAGCCAGUCUUUAAAGUCCAAGUCCUUGGGAGACCUGACCUCUGAAGACAUAUCGUGUAACUUCCAAAGCAAAUAUAACAUCAUCAGUCGGAGUUUUAUUACACCACAUAUGAGGAGGCAGAAGAGAGCAGCUGCUCUGGGAAGAACCCCCGUCCAGUCACAGUCCUGCGACCCACUCACAGAACAGCUACGGAAACUGGUCACAUUUGAGGGAGAGGAUAUGAAUGAAGGUGGAACAUGUUCUCCUCAGUGGCAACAUGAAGCCAAAUCACUGCUGACACAGGAGACAGAUGUCGUCCGUACGUUAGACAAGGAUCCAGACGAAUCCCUACCGCUCCUCACCCGACGCCUGUCCAGUCGCAGCCAAAGUCGGGUCCGUCACAUAAACAAUCGUGCUCGCGAAAGACAGCAAGAAGCUACAAAGUCCCGACCGGGUGUAAUCAACAAUGGCAGCUCUGGUGUCAGUGGAGUUGUGUUCAGGAACAAACCAUCGUCCCAGAUUACACCAGUUAACAGACACUCAACUGGUUCCUACAUCCCAGGCUACCUGGACCAGCUGGAGGACCGAGGGCUUCCUGAAGGAGCGUGCACGUCACUGAGGUACGGAAACGGGGACUGUUUCAGCGAUCGUUACUUUACCGACGGCUCUCUUUCAAAUGCAAACUCCUUCAGCUCUGUGUCAGAGCCUGAGGUCUACUUCCUGCUCAGACUGUAGCACUGAUCCAAACUGAAGAAGCACAGACGUUUGGUUGGGUUUUACUUCACACACAAAAAAAGAAUCUGGUUCUUUCUAUCGUUUGUUUCUUUGUUUGUGUAAAGACCCGUCUGUAUGGUUUUACAGCAGCGUCACAAAGUAAAUAAAGUCUAAGCUCGGAUGUUACAGCAUGAAGUUAGAACUUUUCACUGUCGGUACCAAAUUGUUUUUGUGCUCUGGAACUGUUUUGUCUAAAUGCAGAUAGAUGUUUAAAUGUUUCUAGGAACUUCUGUGUCCUUCUGUGUCCUGGACUGAUUGUACAGUAAAUUGUUAGAUUUGUCCAGUUGGUGUUUACUGUCAGGACUACUGAACGGAGUUAUUGAUGAAGCAAAAAGGACCUUGGUUUUAAAGACGUCGUUCUGGAUUUUGAAGUGUGGUUGUUUGAGGUUCUGGUCACCAUCGCUGGACUAGACUUGGACUCAGAUGCUGGUUCUCAAAGAUUUGAGUCUUUUAUCAUAUGAGUACUUAACAAAAGAAGAAGAAAAUUGAGAAGAUAUUUUUUUCAGGACCAGGUCAGCAGCAGAACCUCUGAUACAAACACACUUCAAAGCCCUGAACUUUCUCCUGCAGCGGAGUCCGAAAAUGUUUUACAUGAAUUAUCUGAAUGUGUAGAAUAAUCUGCUUUUACCAGAACUGACCUGGUGACAGGUCCAGUUUCUCACCUCUGUUCUCAGUGCUCACGUUUAUGUUUGUUUUAUAUUGUUGAUUUUUAAACCCAGGCUGGAUUUAAUAUGAGGGGGGCAGUUGGUGACCGUAGCUGUGCGUGUGUGUGAGUUUAUGUGUGCAUGUCACCUGUGAACGUGUCCAGCAUGACUAUGCAGCAGAUCCUCCGGUCCAUGUCCAGUCUCGGUCCAGAACAUCUUUUUGCACAAAAGAAAAGAAAUUGUUUGUUUAGAAGUCAGUGCAAUAUUUCACGUCAACUUCCAACACUUGUUUUUUAGAAUCUAAAAAAUAGUGACUGAAAAUGCUCAAAGAUUUGGAAUUUAAAGGUUUUAUUUUUAUAAUUACUUUGAUACAGAUUGUAAAAACGAAAAAACCCUGUUGGUGUUUUUGUUUUUGUAUGUACUUCAUGAAAUGAAGACAAAAGUAAAAGUGAGUUUCUGUUUCUUUCAGCUCUUCCAGUGUGAACACCAUCCUUUCUCUAGUAUCGUCUGUUUUUGAAGGUCUGUGAUUUUCCUACAAAUGCAAUAAAAUAAACAGAUCUUUGACUUAAAACUUUAAACACGGGUCUUGUCUUUUCAGAGUCUAGUAAAACCUCACAUGACUUCCUGUUCCAGUAGUAUAAAAAAAGAUGAGUAUGGUUUAAUUCUGGGGAAAUAAUCUGAUCCAAUCCUUUGGAUUAGUGACCACUGGAUAUUGGCUGAAAUUUCAGUUUAUAGAUCAGAUCCACAGGUUGGGACCAAGCUGACCAUACACCCAAACUCUAUCAGAGACCCAGCUGCUGCAGAACGUGUCAUGACAACAACAGUAGAACCUGAGUGACAGUGGGUUAGCUGUUAGCAUGUCAGCUGUGUGCACUUGUUUAACCAACAAAGAAGAGAGCGGUCAAACAAACAGAUGACCUGUCUGUUCUGUCCUGUGUUGUCAUGUCUUCAGCUGGACACUCGUCCACUACAUCACUGAGGUCCAGGCUCCACCCACUGGUUACAUUAAGUAUUAC